CGUUAUUUUAUUGCUAAAUCACAUAACUUCAAUAUUCAAUCAGUUUUAAAGCGAUAUAUCAAAUUCCCAAAAAAAAAUGUGUGUGCAUAUAGGAGCCUGUGAGACUCCACGUCCACAGUAGUGUUAAGAAAAAUGACGUCCAUACUUUUUAAGAAGGUUAAGAAACACAGCACAGCACAGCGCAGUACAGCGCAGUAUAGCUCGAUGUUGAUUUGUCGCCCUAACCUGGUGGUAUCCAAGCUGAGUAAAGAUGUUAUACAACAGGUGACUGACAUCCUGGUUAAUCCUCUGGAAGAACGUAAGUACGAGAUACUUAAGGAAAGAUUGUUGGUCAUCUAUGAGGAGUCGGAGAACCGCCAGAUUCAUAAGUUCAUCGGGGAGAUGGGAGUUGGGUGAUCAGAAACCCAGCCAUCUGCUCGGAAAGAUGCAAGAUCUGGCCAGGGGUAAGAUUAAUAACGAUACCUUAAGCGUACUAUGGCAGAAUCUGCUACCAGCAGCAGCACGAAGCGUUCUGGCUGCGACAGAGGCUAAAGACCUGGACAGACUAGCCGUAAUUGCGGACAAAGUUAUGGAAAGUAUUAAAUCCCAACCGGUAGCAGAAGUGGCAGCAAAGGAAGCCAUAUCCAAAACUACGUCGAUCGCGGCUGAAAUAGUCAAGAUCAAUGCGAGGUUGGACCAGCUGGACAGGUCCAGACACAGUUGGCGAGGCAGGCGGGGUCGCAGAGGGUUCCGUGGCCGUUCGCGUUCCCGAGAAAGAGAGGACAACAGGUCGAGACGUUCCCCGGAUAGCCCGGACUGCCUCUGCGUACAUCACUUUAGAUAUAGGCAGAGAGCUAAUCGCUGCGAACAGUCGUGCACCUGGAAGAACAAACAGGAAAACUAGUGGAGAUACAGGUAGAACCGGUGGGUACCUGCAUCGACUUAGGGAACCACCGUUUAUGUAUUACAGUUGAGGACAAUAGAAUACGUUAUUUAAUCGACACAGGUGCGAACAUUUCAGUGUUACCUAAAAAUUAUAAAUCCGUGUGUGAUAGUGUAGUGAAUAAUAAAUAUAAACUUUAUACCGCGAAUGGUAGCGAAAUACAGACUUAUGGAACAAAGACCCUAGUGUUAAAGGAGGUCGGCGAAGUCGAACCAGCUAUUCCUAUUAUAAAAACCAUUCAGAUUCACAAAUCAUUUAAUUUUUAAUAAUAUUUUUCAAAGUAUUAUUACAAGUUGCUCUUAUAAUGAAAUACGUUGGUGCUUUGACUUAUCCUUUAUUCCAUUAGGUAUUACAUGUUCUAGUUAGUAGUUACACGUUAUAAGACUCUAGGACUUAAGUAUCGAUCGUAUUGUUCUAGACAUUUCUUUUGGUAUAUGUGUGUGACAUUGACAGAUGACGUACAUAGACUAGAGACUACUUAUAACAGCUCUGAUGAUUAAUAAUGAUUUAGGACUUAGGAUUCCUUCUUUUAAACAAUAGCACAGCGUAAAGGUA
Molecule: messenger RNA, 1477 nt
Organism: Maniola jurtina (meadow brown)
Lineage: Eukaryota; Metazoa; Arthropoda; Insecta; Lepidoptera; Nymphalidae
Exons: 1
Coding region: 338-883 (181 amino acids)
Source: RefSeq, a predicted model, not a curated record